GUUUGAUGUUUUUGUAUGUUUCCCAGCUGCUGACUCGGAUGGUUCGUGUGUCCUGUGACAGAUGUUGCUCUGGACAGAGAAGUGGAAGGAGACCUUCUGUUGGGGGACAUGGGUCAUGGGUUGCCUUUCCGACCCGGCACGUUUGACGGCUGCGUCAGCAUCUCUGCGCUGCAGUGGCUCUGUAACGCAGACAAACGGUCCCACAGUCCACCGAAGAGACUCCAUUCCUUCUUUAGUACUCUCUACUCUUCUCUGGCAAGAGGUUCUCGUGCCGUUUUUCAGCUGUACCCUGAAAACUCAGAACAGCUGGAGCUGAUUACAAGUCAGGCCAUGAGAGCAGGCUUCAGUGGCGGCAUGGUGGUGGAUUACCCCAACAGCAGCAAGGCCAAAAAGUUUUUUUUGUGUCUGUUUGUCGGCGUAACAGGAGUUCUUCCCAAAGGCUUAGGGACAGAAACUUCAGGCAAAACGGUCCCAAACCAAGUUCAGUAUUCAGGACAAAGGCAUCGAUUUAAAAACAUGACAGGGAAAUCGGCGAAAAAGGGACGAGACUGGAUCUUAGAGAAGAAGGAGAGACGAAGACGACAAGGACGGGAAGUUCGAGCCGACACCAAAUACACCGGCCGUCAUCGAAGACCUCACUUCUAACUGAAUCGUGCAGCUGGCCCAUGUCAGUAGUUAAAAGUUGCAGAGAUCCGUGUUUGGUUUGGCUCCAGGAGCGUGGCAAAGUGUCGGCUCUGAAACAAACAGCAGCAACGAUGUCAAAGAAUUAAAUCCAGUUUUUACAAGUCAAGUCAGGUUUUUCUGAUCAGCUUAGGAGACUCUGCUCCACGUUUUAUCUUUCUGUCCUGCAGCAGCAGCAGCUACACCCCCUCAAAAGGAUGAAUGUUUUAAAGGAGACAAGAGAUGAAAAUAACCCAAUUAUCACAGUCCGACUGAGAUCGCCAACCAAGGCGCUUGUAUAAAUGAACUUAUUUGAAGUUUGUAAAUUAUGUGAAUUCAAAUAAAAUGGCUGCUUUGUCAUACAAA
Messenger RNA from Nematolebias whitei (Rio pearlfish), 1026 nucleotides. RefSeq names its product BUD23 rRNA methyltransferase and ribosome maturation factor (gene bud23). Gene Ontology annotation, molecular function: rRNA (guanine) methyltransferase activity. Gene Ontology annotation, biological process: rRNA (guanine-N7)-methylation. Gene Ontology annotation, cellular component: nucleolus. Lineage: Eukaryota; Metazoa; Chordata; Actinopteri; Cyprinodontiformes; Rivulidae. Bases 109 to 645 code for a protein of 178 amino acids. The record is from RefSeq and is a predicted model, not a curated record. The transcript is spliced from 8 exons.